AUGAGGACCAGACCUGGGCGUGGGCAGGCUGGGCCACCCCGCUGCAGUUACCUGACGCGCGCCCAGGUCCGGACAGGAAAUGGCGGCUGUGGGCUGGCGGUGACAGACUCGGACCGGGGAGGGGCGGGGCCGAGGGUGGGCGAGGCCCGAGCUCCGCCGCCCCGCCCCCGCGCUCUAGUUCGGGAGCGCGCAGCCAAGUUUAGGGCCGGCUCGGGCUAG
Molecule: messenger RNA, 219 nt
Organism: Rangifer tarandus platyrhynchus (Svalbard reindeer)
Lineage: Eukaryota; Metazoa; Chordata; Mammalia; Artiodactyla; Cervidae
Source: the annotation of a GenBank genome assembly